AUGGCAAAAACUGCUGAACUUCGUUGGUUGCCGAAAUAUCACAAAUUUAAACGUGUCUUUUUCGAAAUCAAUCCACUGUGUGAUCGUAUCCAACGAGAUAUAAAUCGAAUCGACAAUGCAAAUCUAAGUGCAAUUAAUUUUCAUGAUGGUGAAACAACAUUAGGAUCACUGGAAGAGGAAAAUUUAAACGAACUCAAUGCCAUGUUUAUGUAUUCGUACUUACUCAAAGAUAUCUUGAUCAAAAUGGACUUUGGCAAACAAGCAAAAGAACAAUUUGUUAAUUUUUGUCGCAUCAAAUAUGCUGACAAUCGAUUUGCAUUAUAUUUCAUUGAUGAAUUCGAACAAAACUAUGAAAAACAUAGCCCUGUAUGGUGGUAUACACGAGAGUCUUUAAUUUAUCCAAUGUUAAAUCAAGCUUUACGAGAACACGACACUGAGACUCUUUUUAAGAUGGGCUUUUUCAUUAAAGAUCUUCAUCAACAACUGGAACAGAUUCAUUCACUGGCAGUCACCAAUGCUGACACAUUAGUUGUUUAUCGAGGUCAAAGUGUAUCGAACAAGGAAUUUAUUAAAAUAAAAAGUAGUCCAAGUGGUCUUAUAUCAUUCAAUAGUUUCUUAUCAACAACACCGGACAGAUUACUGGCUCAAGGUUUCGCCGAGGGACAAUUGGGCAAUUCUGAAACGAAGGCUAUUUUGUUUAAAAUGAAUAUUUGUUCUGAAAUUCGAUCAAGUCCAUUUGCAUCUCUCAAUGGUUUGAGUUACAUGGAAGAAGAGGACGAGAUUCUCUUCUCAAUGCAUACUGUAUUUCGAAUUCAAAGUAUUCAACAACAAACUAAUCAGCCUGAAAUAUGGGAAGUACAUUUAAAAUUAACAAGUGCCGAAGUCGAUCAGAAUCUUGCACUUCUUACUGAACACAUGCGAGAAGAACUUGAAGGAGGAACAAGUUUACAUAAACUCGGUCAGUUAACAGCAAGAAUGGGAGAGUACGAUAGAGCACAGGAAAUCUAUGAACUAUUGAUCUUAUCGUCACCCAUUGAUGAUAAAAAAGGACUUGCUUUCUUACGCCAUCAACUAGGUGUUGUCUAUACUGGACAAGGUAAUCUUGACGAUGCUCUAUCUCAUUACCAGAAAUCGCUUGAUCUCGAGCUGAAAUAUUUGCCACCUAAUCAUCCACAACUUGGACCGACUUAUUCUAAUAUUGGAAUGAUAUACGAAGACAAACAUGAAUUGGAUCGUGCGUUGGAAUAUUAUCAAAAAGCGCUAGAAAUCGACCUUGGAGCUCCUGAAUUGGAUCAACAAUCUGCAUCAGUCAGUUACAAUAAUAUUGGAGGUGUUCUCCUAAGACUUGGCCGUUUCGAAGAAGCUCUAGAGAACUACAACCGAUGUCUAGAGCUUCAACUCAAAAGUCUUCCACCAACUCAUCCUCAAAUUGGUGCACUCUACUCUAAUAUGGGAGUUGUUUGUCUUGACAGACACGAUUGGUCACAAGCACUCGACUAUUUCAACAAAGGCCUCACAAUCCAACGAAAAUCAGUUCCUCCCAAUCAUCCUUCUCUAGCAAUUACACAUUAUAACAUCGCUCUAGCUUAUGACGGACUUCUUCAGUACAUCGAUGCAAUCAAAUAUGGACAACAAGCAUAUGAUAUUGCCAUGCAUACUUUUCCUUCUAAUCAUCCCGAGUGUCUCACCUAUGAAGUAUAUCUUAAUAAACUUCGUUCUAAACUGUAG
Rotaria sp. Silwood1 is the source of this 1728-nucleotide messenger RNA. The record is from the annotation of a GenBank genome assembly. NCBI's taxonomy places the organism in Eukaryota, Metazoa, Rotifera, Eurotatoria, Philodinida, Philodinidae.